AACAAAUUGGAUGACAUCUGGAGCACCACCGACUAUUUCAACAGAAAAAAGUCGAAGUAAACAGCUUCGAAAAUCGUCAAAGCGCACAGCCAGCACCGUUGAAGGUACAGAGGCUAAGCAAAUGCGCGGCGACACUGAAAAUCGUUCCGACGGAGAAAUGGACGAUGUUUCAACAAGCAGCGAAAUCAGACAUGGAAAUGGAUUUAUUGAGAAUUUCAGAAGUCAAACCGGCAAUUCUUCACGCACAACCGCAACAAAUGAACGCAUCAAAAAGAAACUUGUGAUAAAGAACUUUAAAGCGAACGCGAAUCAAAAUGAUGUUGCGAUGGGGGACACCAAUAUUGAUAGUACAGACGGAUCAGUUGGUAGAGAUUGGGCUGUUCUUUCGGAUAAUGUUUUCGCUAUUCUUGAAGAUAGGAAAACAGUAACCACUUUGGAAGGCUUAUUCAGCAAGGUCAGAUCUGUGUGCGAUAAAAAUCAAUCAAAAGUACUUUACGAUCGUCUCGUUGCAAUUGUUGUUCAGUUUGCAAAAUCAUUAAAGGAGUCGUUAAAUGCGGUUGAGCAAGUUCCUCUUGCAGAAGACAAUUGUGAGCAAUAUUUGGAAAAGUUUGGGCAGAUCUGGCAAGCAUAUCCAGUUAAAAUCAAUCUCAUCAGGAAUAUUUUUCUUCAUCUGGACCGAAUUGCGCUCGGCGCUACAGACACAGAAAUUCUCCCUUUGUGGGAAUGUUUCAUGCAAAUAUUUCAAAAAACAUUCUUCCCGAACAUUUUCAAGGAAUUCAAAGCAACAAAACUGUUCAAUGCUCUCUAUAUGGCGAUGCAGAAAAUUAUGCAGAGGUAUCCAGUGGACAGUCCUCUCAGAAGUCUUGUAGAUAUGCUUCAAACAGUUCAUGUGUCUGAAGAAUUUGCAAAAUUCCUUAUUAGCCAACUUCGAGAGCACUAUAACAAUGAGAGAAUCGAUAAAGUUCCAAAAAUGAAUUGCAACGAUUACAUGGAAUACUGUGAAGACCAGAUAAAUCGAUAUUCGCAAUUAGUGAAAGUGAACUUUGAUGAACCGUCGGCUCUAAAAGAUGUUCAGGCAACAGUGACAAACUGUCUCAUUCAACAAGCAAUUCCUGAAAUUCUCACACAUGAUUUUGACGAUCUUAUCGAUUCUGAUAACAUUUCGGAUAUCGGCCGAAUGUUUAAUUUGUGCCGUCAAUGCGUUGGUGGAGAGGAUGAAGUACGUACACAAUUCUCAAAGUAUUUGAAAAAACGCGGAGAGAAAUUGAUUGCUACGUGUCCUGAUGAAGAUCUUGUUUCUGAGCUACUUGCUUUCAAGAAGAAAGUUGAUUUUAUCAUGACUGGAAGCUUCAAAUCCGCAAAUGAUCCAGUAAAAAUGAGACAAUGUUUGUCAGAUGCCUUUGAAUCUUUUGUAAAUAAACAAGUCGAUCGAUCUGCAGAACUUAUUUCAAAGCACUUCCACACACUUCUUCACAGUAGCAAUAAAAAUGUAUCAGACGACACAACUCUCGAUCAAAUGGUAGAUGAAGCUAUUGUGUUGUUCCGAUAUCUUCGUGGAAAAGACGUUUUUGAAGCAUAUUAUAAAAGAGGUCUUGCUAAGCGGCUUUUCCUUGAAAGAAGUGCAUCUGUUGAUGCUGAAAAGAUGGUUUUAUGCAAGUUAAAGACAGAGUGUGGCUCGGCGUUCACAUACAAAUUGGAAGGAAUGUUCAAAGAUAUGGAUGCAUCUGAAAAUUAUGGAAGAUUAUUCAACCAAUAUCUAGAACAUAUGAACAAAGAAAAAGCGAAUUUCACUGCUCGAGUCAUAACUCCAGAAUAUUGGCCAACCUAUGACACAUAUGAAAUUAAUAUUCCAAAAGAGAUGAGAGAUACACUUACCGAUUAUCAAGAUUUUUACCGUGUUCAACAUGGAAAUCGGAAUGUUAAAUGGCAUCACGGACUGGCUUCUGCGGUUAUUUCUGCUUCAUUCAGGCCUGGAUGUAAGAAAGAAUUAAUUGCAACAAUGUAUCAAACUGUCAUUCUUCUUCUUUUCAACAAAUGUGAGACAUGGACUGUCGCUGAAAUUGUUGAGCACACUAAGAUUCUGGAAAUUGAAGUCGUCAAAAAUGUGCUUGCACUUCUUGGUGGACGUGAUAAGCCUAAGGUUUUGCAGAGAGUCGAAGGAGGUGGAUCCGAAAAGAAGGAAGGUACUGUGGAAAAUUUGAAAAACGAGAAAUUUGUUGUAAAUUCUAAAUUCACGGAGAAGCGCUGCCGAGUUAGGAUUGCUCAGGUCAAUAUAAAGACAGCUGUGGAAGAGACGAAGGAAGUGAAAGAAGAAGUGAAUUCUGAUCGACAAUACAAAAUUGACGCUGCUGUUGUAAGAAUUAUGAAGGCUCGAAAGCAGCUAAACCAUCAAACUCUAAUGACGGAGUUAUUGCAACAAUUGAGAUUCCCCGUGAGCACCGCCGAUAUCAAGAAACGCCUGGAAUCACUCAUCGAACGUGAAUAUAUAUCGAGGGAUCCUGAAGAGGCAUCUAGCUAUAAUUAUGUUGCGUAAUACAUAAUAUCAUUUUUAUUCCUUUUUCAAAUUCAAUCCUUAUCCGUGCCACUGGUCUCUUCUCAUCUCGUUUGCCCUGUUAUUGAACAGUUUUCUUCCUUUAUUUGUGCGAGUUUCGUCUUUUUUAGAGAAAAAUGUACUAAAUGUUAGUUUCUGUUUUUUCAAUUAUGUUUUUCUCUUCACCUAACAUGUGCAUCCAAAAUACUGUUGAAUACAUGGUUAUUUGAU
Messenger RNA from Caenorhabditis elegans, 2761 nucleotides. RefSeq names its product Cullin-4 (gene cul-4). The coding region runs from base 11 to 2533 and encodes 840 amino acids. The record is from RefSeq and is marked reviewed. The transcript is spliced from 13 exons. Gene Ontology annotation, molecular function: ubiquitin protein ligase binding. Lineage: Eukaryota; Metazoa; Nematoda; Chromadorea; Rhabditida; Rhabditidae. Gene Ontology annotation, cellular component: cullin-RING ubiquitin ligase complex. Gene Ontology annotation, biological process: ubiquitin-dependent protein catabolic process; protein ubiquitination.